UCACACUCAUUCAGUCAUUUCGACAGUUCAUUCUUUUCACAUUCAUUCACCCUUCAUCGAUUGAAGCGGAUAACAUUCUCUUACAACUUCGUUGAUUUCGAAGCUUACUCUUGAACGCCGUUCUAUCCAACCAAAAAACUUUCAAUCCCCAACUCAUCAACAAUGCCUUCCAAGAUUCAGGUUGCUGCUAUCCUCGGCGCUGUCGCCGCUUCCGUCAACGCCCACGGUCACCUUUCGGACAUUAAGGUCGAUGGCACCGACUACACUGCCUACGACCCCUCGUUCCAGUACCAGAACCCCGCGCCUGAGGUCAUCGAGUGGUCCUGCCCUGAGUGCCUUGACAACGGCUACGUUGACCCCUCCAUGUACACCGAUGUGACCAAGAUUGCUUGCCACAAGGACGCCACUGCUGGUGCUAAGGUCGCCAAGGUCGCUGCUGGAGGAACCGUUGACAUCCAGUGGAACACCUGGCCCGAGUCCCACGUCGGCCCCAUCAUUGACUACAUGGCCAAGGUCGACGACGCCACCUCUGCUAAGGCCGCUGACUUGAGCUUCUUCAAGAUCGACGAGGCUGGUUACGAGGAUGGCCAGUGGGCUGCCACCAAGCUCAUCAGCAACAACCUUACCUGGUCCGUCACCGUCCCGAGCUCCAUUGCUCCGGGUCAGUACGUUCUCCGUCACGAAAUCAUUGCCCUCCACUCGGCUGGUCAAGAGAACGGUGCCCAGAACUACCCCAAGUGUAUCAACUUGGAGGUUACUGGCUCCGGUACUGAGAAUCCCACCGGUGUGACCGCCGACAAGUUCUACACCCCCACCGACCCCGGUAUUGAGGUCAAUGUCUACUCCGGCGACCUUUCCGGCUACCAGAUUCCCGGCCCCGCUCUCUUCAGCGGUGCCAGUUCCGGCUCCAGCAACACCUCUGCUGCCGCCCCUGCCAGCUCUGCCGCUGCCGCCACCUCGGCCGCCCCUGUUGCCACUUCCUCCGUCGCCGUCCAGAACAAUGCUGUCAGCACCCCCGUUGCCUCUGCCACCGCUACCGCCGUUGCCUCAUCAGUCGCCUCGGCUGCCCCUGUUUCCACCAGCAGCUCGAGCUCGGACUCGUCCCUUCCGGAGACUUUCACUCUUGAGACUUUCAUCUCGUGGUUGGAGAAGGCUGCUGGCUCUUCCAGCUCGAAGGCUCGCCGCCACGCCCGCGCUUUCCGCGGUUAGAUCAGUAGUGUGUUGAGAGACACGCUCUAGUCUGCCGGAAGUGAUAUGCAUCAUGUUGGUGGAAGAUUGGAAAUAGAAAGCGUUCUUCAGUUCUUGUACCUAGCCUUUACUAUAGUCGAUAUGGCUCGCGCUAUUUGCCCCUCUUACUAUUUCUGCGU
This is a messenger RNA of Macroventuria anomochaeta, 1367 nucleotides long. RefSeq names its product lytic polysaccharide monooxygenase. The transcript has 2 exons. The coding region runs from base 163 to 1209 and encodes 348 amino acids. The record is from RefSeq and is a predicted model, not a curated record. NCBI's taxonomy places the organism in Eukaryota, Fungi, Ascomycota, Dothideomycetes, Pleosporales, Didymellaceae.